Molecule: messenger RNA, 879 nt
Organism: Ostreococcus tauri
Lineage: Eukaryota; Viridiplantae; Chlorophyta; Mamiellophyceae; Mamiellales; Bathycoccaceae
Product: unnamed product
Exons: 1
Coding region: 1-879 (292 amino acids)
Source: RefSeq, a predicted model, not a curated record
AUGCGCGCGCGUUCGCGGGUGAUGACGGCGCGACAGGGGGUCGCGCGGCGCGGACGCGACGAUGGAGCGCGACAUCGGGUCUUAUCGAGAAAUCAUCGAGAAUCGACGCCCGACGACGCGCGCGCGGGCGACGCGGACGCGGGGUUCGACGACGGACGACCGGUGAUCGAUGUGCGCGCGCGGAGCGCUCGAAGGCGCGGACGAGGGGCGAUGGAGAUCCGGAGGCCGGAGAUUUUGAAAUCCAGGGCGAAGGCCGUCGCGGACGCGGACGCGGCGGCGGGACGGGAACGAAGGGAUGGGGAUUCGGACGACGAGGGAGAGAUCUCGAGGGAGAGACGACAAUUUGGUGGGCGAGGGGACGUUGGAAACGCGUCGGUGAUGGAGCGUAUGGUGCGAGCGACGGAUGAGAUGUUGGACGACAUGGAGGCGCGAGAGAGCGCGGCGGCGCAGGCGGCGUUCGAGGUGAGCAAACGCGCCGAGGCGGUGGCGGCGAAUCCGGCGGUGAAGGGGACGGUAGAGGCGUUCGGGAAGAUUGGUGGAACGGCACUGCGAGUGGCGGCGCCCGUGGUCGUGGAGGGCGCCGGGAAGGUUGUGACGGCGGGCGGAAAGUUAGCGGUGCGCGCUGUGGCGGCCAAGGUUGGGUUCGAGGACAAUCGAAAGCGCGAACUUCGAGAGAAGGAGUCGGCUGCGAAGCAAAACGGACGAUUCACGCUUCCUCAGCUCGCGUUCGGCAAGCCGAAUCCCCCCGAGCCACCCGCGAAGAAGAAGUUAGGAUCGUUUUUCUUGCCCGAUCAAGGCAAACAGUCGACGAAUAAGCAGAAGAACGACAACGGUAAAGGACAAGGCCUGGGCGCUUUGUUUUCUAGGAAGAAAAACUAA